AUGGCCCUCCUUGUAACUCUGGGGCUCUUGAUGGCAGGGAUCUGCCCUGCCAUCCUCUGCCAACAAGAGGGCACAUUGGGAAGGAACACUGAACUUCAGGAAGAUUGGAAAAAUGGGACAAAAGUGGACAGUCUAACCAUGGCCUCCAUCAACACUGACUUUGCCUUCAGCCUCUACAAGGAGCUGGUUUUAAAGAAUCCAGAUAAAAACAUCGUCUUCUCCCCAUUCAGCAUCUCAUUUGCCUUGGCCUUCCUGUCCCUGGGAGCAAGCAGCAACACCAUGGAAGAGAUUCUGGAAGGUCUCAAGUUCAAUCUCACAGAGACCCCUGAGGCAGACAUCCACAGGGGAUUUGGGCACCUCCUCCACAUGCUCAGCCAGCCAGAGGACCAGGUGCAGAUCAGCACAGGCAGCGCCAUAUUUGUUGAAAAGCAUCUGCGGAUCCUGGCAGAGUUCAAGGAGAAGGCAAGGGCCCUGUACCAGGCGGAGGCCUCCUUGGCUGACUUCCAGCAGCCUCAUGAGACCAAAAAGCUCAUCAAUGACUAUGUGAGCAAACAGACCCAGGGGAAGAUCAAGGAACUGAUUUCAGACCUGGAUAUUCAGACAGUGAUGGUGCUGGUGAAUUACAUCUUCUUUAAAGGAAAAUGGGAGAUGGCCUUUGACCCUCUUGAUACAUUCGAAUCCGAGUUUCACUUGGACAAUAAAACGACUGUGAUGGUGCCCAUGAUGAACAUUGAGGACCUGACCACACCCUCCUUCCGGGAUGAGGAGCUGUCCUGCUCAGUGGUGGAGCUGAAGUACACAGGCAAUGCCAGCGCCCUGUUCAUCCUCCCUGACGAGGGCAAGAUGCAGCAGCUGGAAGCCAGCUUGCAGCCAGAGACCCUGAGGAGAUGGAAGGACUCCCUGAAGCCCAGGCUGAUCAACAAGCUCUAUCUGCCCAAGUUCUGCAUCUCCACUGACUACAGCCUGGAGAACAUCCUUCCACAGCUGGGCAUCAGGGAAGUCUUCUCCACACUGGCUGACCUGUCUGGGAUCACAGGGGACAAGAACCUGAUGGUCUCUCAGGUGGUCCACAAGGCUGUGCUGGAUGUGGCAGAGACGGGCACAGAGGCAGCUGCCGCCACAGGAGUCAGCAUCUCCUUUAGGUCUAGAAAAUGGUUGCCAAUGACUGUGUACUUAGACAGACCGUUCCUGAUGAUUGUCUUUGACACAAACACUCAGAUAGCACUCUUUAUGGCCAAAAUCACAAAUCCUAAGAGGGGCUAA
This is a messenger RNA of Cricetulus griseus (Chinese hamster), 1263 nucleotides long. The record is from RefSeq and is a predicted model, not a curated record. Lineage: Eukaryota; Metazoa; Chordata; Mammalia; Rodentia; Cricetidae.